Prunus avium (sweet cherry) is the source of this 1233-nucleotide messenger RNA. Its product is annotated as putative BOI-related E3 ubiquitin-protein ligase 3. The record is from RefSeq and is a predicted model, not a curated record. NCBI's taxonomy places the organism in Eukaryota, Viridiplantae, Streptophyta, Magnoliopsida, Rosales, Rosaceae. Gene Ontology annotation, molecular function: ubiquitin-protein transferase activity.
GGGUCCAAGAACUGGUUGAGAAGAAAGCGUGAGAGAUCUGAAGAGAAGGGUUUGUUUCAAGUUUUGAUCUUUUGGGUUGGUUGAUUUAGAUGGCCAUUGAAGCUCAGAUGUGUUCAGAGAAUCUUGGGUUUCCAUUGUGCGGCUCACAGGAUUGGAUGGUAGACAAUGGUUAUGGUGGUGGUGGUGGUGGUGGGUUCAGUCACUUCUGUUUCAAUGUUCAACAGAAACACCAACUUCAACAACAACAACAGCAACAACAGCAACAACAAGUACAAAACCAGCAGCAGAUAAAUCAAAAUCUUUGCUUUGAUACCAGUUUUCUGGUUCCCACUUUGGAAAACAACAAUACUUUUAGCAGCAUUAUGGCCUCCUGUUCUCAGACUAUGGAAGCUCAGGCUGCCAAGCAGAGACAAGAGAUUGAUCAGUACAUCAGAUUACAGAACGAGAGAUUGAGAUUGGUACUUCAAGAACAGAGAAAACAGCAGCUUGCAAUGCUGUUGAAGAAAAUAGAGUCUACAACCCAAGUACUAUUAAAGCAAAAGGAUGAUGAAAUAACACAAGCAAACAGGAGAAGAAUGGAGCUUGAAGAUUUCUUGAGAAAAUUAGAGGCUGAAAACCAAGCAUGGCAGAGAGUGGCACAAGAAAACGAAGCCAUGGUUGUGUCCUUAAACAACACUCUAGAACAGUAUAGAGAGAGAGUCUCGUGUUGUCUCAUUAAUGGGGCAGACGAUGCAGAGUCUUGCUGUGAUAACAGAGAAGAAGAAGAAGCAGAGAGUGAUGGUGUUGAUUAUGAACAGAUAAGGAUGAAGAUGAAGGUUUGCAAAAGCUGUAAUUCUCGGAGUUCGUGUGUCCUGUUCCUUCCUUGCAGACACCUUUGUUCAUGCAAAGCUUGUGAGGCGGUUCUUGAUUGUUGCCCUGUUUGCAGAACACCAAAGAAGGCCAGCAUAGAGGCUUUGAUUUCCUAGGCUGAUUUUCCGGGAAAAAGUGAAGAGAGAAAAAAAGGGAAAGAAAGUGACUGAGAAUGCUUGGUUUUAGCAGGAUGAUGUGAAUGAUGAUCAUUGAUGAUGGAGUGAACAGAACCAUUUUCGAUACAAAUGGUUUUUUUAUUAUUUAAUUUUAUUUAAUUUACUUUUUUCCUUUUUAUGGUCUCUGAAUUUAGAUUUUAGUUUGUACUUUAGACGACCAACAACCCAAUUGAACAGAAAAAUACAGCACAGAGCAUCUUUUUCCUUU